Molecule: messenger RNA, 1344 nt
Organism: Daucus carota subsp. sativus
Lineage: Eukaryota; Viridiplantae; Streptophyta; Magnoliopsida; Apiales; Apiaceae
Product: disease resistance-like protein DSC1
Exons: 3
Coding region: 1-1344 (447 amino acids)
Biological process (GO): defense response
Molecular function (GO): protein binding
Source: RefSeq, a predicted model, not a curated record
AUGGUAGUCUACUCGCAGAAAAUAGUUGCAGAAAAGAUAGCGGAGCACCUGUUCUUGAAUCCAAAGCUUCUUGGAUCAUUAAAGUUUCUAUAUCUGAGCCACUGCCAUGGUCUUGUGAAAACCCCAGACUUUGCAAAACUUUGUGCUCUUGAGCAAUUGGUCCUUGAAGAUUGUGCAAGUUUGGUUGAAAUCGAUGAAUCUAUUGGAAUGGUCGGAGGACUUGUGUUGAUAAAUUUAAAGGAUUGCAAGCUCUUGAAGAAAUUGCCAGAAAAUUUUUGCAUGCUAAAGUUACUGGAAACACUAAAGGUAUCAGGUUGUUCAAAUCUUGGUAUGCUUCCUGGGGAGAUGAGACAAAUGGAAUCCUUGAAAGUUUUUCAUGCUGAUGGACUUGAUUUCGGCAAUUCCAGCUAUACAACUCAGCAAAAUGUAUCUUGGGGAGAAUUAUUGUGGGGUUUGGUUGCAAAACAGAAAGUUAGUCUCCAACUCUCAUUGACUUCUUUACCGUGCAACUCCAUCACGAGCUUGAGUUCGGUAAACUGCAAUUUACAUGAUAGUUCAUUUCCCUGGGAUUUCAGAGUCUCACCCACACUUGAGAAGUUAAACUUGAGUAAGAACCCUAUUCGCUUUCUACCAGAUUGCUUUAAAGGUCUAGAAGAGGUCAAGAAUCUCAUCAUAUAUGAUUGCAACCAGCUUCAAACACUCGAAGAUUUACCAAAAAUAAAAAAAUUACAUGCUUUAAGAUGCCCAUUAUUGGAGAAAAUUUCAUUGAAGCCUGGCCUUUUUUUGGAGGGUUACGCUUUCCCACAUAAAUGUGAGAAAUUACUCGAGAUGGAAAGCGUAUUCAAGGUUGUACCAAUAGGAGAAAUAGACUCAGAAUUGAUCAACAAUUUUGGUAUUUAUGACGUGGAAUCCAUGAAAACAACCCAGAGAAGAUUAUACAAUGGUUACACAUCUUCAGUAAAAAGAUGCCCAAUCCAGGUAAUAAUAUAUGGGAAUAGUCCUCAUCGGUGCGAAUCAUUCAGUAUUUUUUAUCCUGGGAGCAGUGUUCCAAUAUGGUUCACUUAUCAAAGUUAUGUGCCUUCAUUAUCCUUUAUCAUAUCAAAUUCUAAACUUAGAUACUUGAAUGCCUGCAUUGUGUACAAAUUGAACCCGGGAAAACCUAUAUAUUUCUACCUGAUAUUCCAUAACAUCACGAAAGAUAAGAUGAUUGUGCAUAAUCCAGCCUGUUAUGGCAUCCCUGAAGGUGAUGAGUAUAUGACAUGGCUAAGCCAUUGGAAAUUCGGUAGUCAUGAGGCGGGACCUGGAGAUGAGGCGGGUACUACCAUGAUAACGCGUUUGAGGUGA